Molecule: messenger RNA, 360 nt
Organism: Mytilinidion resinicola
Lineage: Eukaryota; Fungi; Ascomycota; Dothideomycetes; Mytilinidiales; Mytilinidiaceae
Exons: 1
Source: RefSeq, a predicted model, not a curated record
AAGCGUAGUAUUAUUUUCUAUAGUAUGCUAGGGAAUAGGAAGAUAAUCUCUAUUAAGGCGCUUAUAAAUGCGCUAUAUAAGCGGCCCGACCUAGUGCUAAGUCUAUAUAUUAAGAGUUUUAAGAAUUAUAAGGGGCCGCAGGUUAGUAUUUAUAGCAUCUUUAUACAGGCGCAGGCGUUGGCGCUAUAUUUACUUAUUUUUAAGGAUUUAGAUAGUUUAGUACAGAAUAAAAUAAGGAGCUACUUUUUAAAUAAAGUUAAUAGGUUAGAGUUAAAUAAUAGGAUUUUUAUAAUUAGGAGUAUAAAUUAUUUUAAUAAAUUAGAUCCGGCGAUUAUAAAAAGGCUAAGUUGGUUUAAUUAG